AUGGAGAUGACAGAAGAGUUUACAAAAUACAAGGAUCAAAUGAUCCUUAAAAGAAAGCGUACAAAGCCGCUAAGGUCAUCACACUCUAGCUCAUCGAGCGGUGGUGGUUGUGGUGGCGGUAGAGGCGGAAAUGAGUUCCGUUUAUUGGUUUCAUCUCCCACAACCACAACAACAUCAAGUGGAAUAUCGACAAGUACUGAGGAAGAUGAAGACAUGGCCAAUUGUCUAAUUCUUUUAGCACAAAGUGGUGACAAGGUGGAGAAAUUUAGUAGCCAAAAAUUCUCAGAAAUGGCCAAUAUAACACAUGGAAAGGUUGGCAUCUAUGUUUAUGAAUGCAAAACUUGCAAUAGAACUUUUCCAUCAUUUCAAGCUUUAGGUGGGCACAGAGCAAGUCACAAAAAGCCCAAGUCUUCAUCAGAUGAUCAGAAAAAAUCAUCACCGUUCGAUCACAAGGACGAAGAAAAGACAUUGCUCAUCACUAGGCUUAGUCCACCACCUUCGAUCCAAUCAUCAAGCAAAGUUGAUAUUAAGCCUAAAAUCCAUGAGUGUUCAAUAUGUGGUUCAGAGUUUUCAUCAGGACAAGCAUUGGGAGGUCACAUGAGAAGGCAUAGGACAGCACCAAAUACUAGUAGAAGUGGCACCGAUGAUUCUGAGAAACAUAGAAAUAUUCUUGCUUUGGAUCUUAACCUCCCGGCACCACCGGAGGAUGAUCACCGGCCGGAUGAAAAGUUUCUUCUCUUCUCAUCCCCGGCCUUAGUCGACUGCCACUACUAG
Molecule: messenger RNA, 774 nt
Organism: Fraxinus pennsylvanica
Lineage: Eukaryota; Viridiplantae; Streptophyta; Magnoliopsida; Lamiales; Oleaceae
Source: the annotation of a GenBank genome assembly